This is a messenger RNA of Procambarus clarkii (red swamp crayfish), 624 nucleotides long. NCBI's taxonomy places the organism in Eukaryota, Metazoa, Arthropoda, Malacostraca, Decapoda, Cambaridae. The record is from RefSeq and is a predicted model, not a curated record.
AUGGCGGGCAGAUCUGUGGUUAUUUCAGCAGAUGCUGUUCCAGCUGUCGUUCCGGCUGAUGAUGUUCCAGCUGCUGAUGUUCCAGUUGACGAUGUUACAGCAGCAGAUGUUCCAGCUGCAGAUGUUCCUGGUAUUGAUGCCCGGCUGGUGCCCCAGCUGGUCAUGUUCUCGCUGUUGUCCCAGCUGCUGCCGUUCCAGCUGCUGUUGUUGCGGCUGGUGAUGUCCCAGCUGCUGUUGUUCCAACGAUGCCGUGGUUCGGCUGCGGACGUUCCAGCUGAUGGUGUCUCAGCUGCUGACGUCCUAGCUGUUGAUGUACCAGCUGGUGCUGUGCCGGCCGACAAUGGGCCGGCUGCUGAUGUUCCAGCUGUGGACGAUCCAGCUGCGUGUGUCACUGUUAAGGAUGUUCCAGCCGAUGCUGCUCCAGCUGAUGCUGUUCCAGCUGCUGGCGUUCCGGCUGCUGGUGUUCCAGCUGCCGGUGCUCCAGCUGGGACUGUUACGGCUGAUGAUGUGCCUACUUACGGAGAAGACGGAUCACCCCAGACCUGCGGCAAGGAAGAGGACCCGGGCGGCGUCGAUGAGAGGACCACAAUGCAGCGGCGCCGGGACGCAGCCGGCCAGGGCUAG